Theobroma umbraticum is the source of this 846-nucleotide messenger RNA. Its product is annotated as NAC domain-containing protein JA2L-like. The record is from RefSeq and is a predicted model, not a curated record. Lineage: Eukaryota; Viridiplantae; Streptophyta; Magnoliopsida; Malvales; Malvaceae. Gene Ontology annotation, molecular function: DNA binding. Gene Ontology annotation, biological process: regulation of DNA-templated transcription.
AUGGUUCCAAUGGGAUUUAAAUUCUGCCCUACCGAUGAAGAGCUUAUCCAAAUCCUGAUAGAGAAAGUAUCUGGGAAUGUAACGGCGCCGUUUGAUUUCAUUGUUGAAAGAAAUAUUUAUAAAUUAGAGCCGCAAGAUCUUCAAUGGAUUCAAAGCCCGGCCUUAAAAGAUAACGAAAGGUAUUACUACUGUAAGAGGGAGAGUGAUUCGAGAGAGGUUUCGGGUCGAGGAUGGUGGAAGGCCACCAGUCAUGUCAAGACAAUUUCUGCUAAUGGAAGAGUGGAGGGUUACAAAAGGCCCUUAACAUUUCACAGGUUUGGGGAUAACGAAAGAAAGCGCAAAGGUGCGAUCAAGACUGACUGGAUCAUGCAUGAAUAUGGCCUCCACUCUAUUCCAACGGACUGGAGACUCUGUAAGAUUAAGUACAAAGGAAAAGAAAGGCUUGAAGAAGACACGGAAAAUAUCAGAAACAGGUCUUGUCCAAUUAGUUUAGAAGCUACAGGUGGCUGUAUUAGUUCCAUAAAUCCCAUGCAGGUGGAUCAGUUUGCUUUUAAGGAACAGCAGCUGCAGCCGCAUCCAUUGCUGUCGCCAUUAACCCUUAUUAACAAUGAUUAUGAAAAUUAUUUUGGGUCAAACUCAAACUCAAACAUGAGAUUUGAAACAUCGAUUGGUGAGCAGGAGCAGCAGCAGGAAAUGGAGCCCAUCUCCUCAUUUGAUCCAAGUUGGAUGCCACUGAUGGCUACACCAAGCCACGUUGCAUCCCAACAACACAACCAAUCGGCUGAGACCAGGGAAGCUCACUCUCCAUUUCCAGACCUGUGGUCCAGCUGGGAGAAUUGGCAUUGA